Zootoca vivipara (common lizard) is the source of this 1514-nucleotide messenger RNA. The record is from RefSeq and is a predicted model, not a curated record. NCBI's taxonomy places the organism in Eukaryota, Metazoa, Chordata, Lepidosauria, Squamata, Lacertidae.
UUCUGGAGACAGGUUUUUUAGGAAUAUUCCUCUGCCCUCUCUGGACACUUUCCCAGUUGCCCAAACGAACCCCACCUUCCCGCAUAGUCAUCUGGGGCUAUCGAUGGCUUAUCUUCAGAAUCAUGCUUGGAGCAGGUUUGAUCAAAAUCCGAGGGGAUCGUUGCUGGAGAGAUCUGACAUGCAUGGACUACCAUUACGAGACCCAGCCUGUGCCCAACCCCAUCUCCUACUAUAUGCAUCGUUUGCCAUGGUGGUUCCACCAGUUCGAGACACUCUUCAACCACUUCAUUGAGCUGGCUGUGCCGUUCCUCAUCUUCCUCGGGCGACGCCUGUGCCUCGUUCACGGCAUCCUGCAGAUCCUCUUCCAGGUGCUCCUCAUCGUGAGCGGGAACUUGAGCUUCCUUAACUGGCUGACCAUCGUGCCAAGCAUUGCCUGCUUCGACGAUGCUGCCCUGGGGUUCCUUUUCAGCUCCAAAGAACAAGGCCUGAAGGCCAGAGUGCAAGAGAUGCAAACCGGAGAGGCAGAGGGGAAGACGGAGCCCUUGCGGUGCGGCUGCUACAUCCGCAAGGGAGUGAACCUAUCUUUUGGGAUCCUGAUUGCCUUCCUCAGCAUCCCGGUGGUUAUCAAUCUGCUAAGCUCCCAACAAGUCAUGAACACGUCCUUCAACCCUCUCAGGAUAGUCAACACCUACGGGGCCUUUGGAAGCAUCACCAAAGACAGAACCGAGGUCAUCAUUCAAGGGACGUCCAGCCUGGAUCCCAACGACCCUGCUGCUAUUUGGGAAGAGUAUGAAUUCAAGUGUAAACCUGGGGACCUACACAGGAGACCCUGCCUCAUAAGUCCUUACCACUAUCGCCUGGACUGGCUCAUGUGGUUUGCUGCAUUCCAGACCUACGAACAAAACGAAUGGAUAAUCCACUUAGCUGGAAAGCUUUUGGCCAACAAGAAGGAAGUUUUAUCUCUGAUAGCCUUCAAUCCGUUUGAGAGCAAAGCCCCACCAAGGUGGGUUCAGGGCGAACACUACAGGUACAAGUUUAGCCGCCCUGGGGGGAAUCAUGCCAGAGACGGGAAGUGGUGGAUCCGAAAGAGGAUCGGGCCCUAUUUCCCACCCGUCAACCUUGAGGGCUUGAAGAAGUUUUUUGAGGCUCGGAACUGGCCCCAACCCAAGCAAGACGGUUAAGCAAACAAAUGAAGAGACCGUGACCAAGAACCAUUGACUUUGAAAACCCUACUUACUUUUUAAAAUGUUAAGUCUGCCUUUUUCUCAUGUUCAGCAUUUUACAGUAAAGUGGACAAGGCGCCAUAGACAGAUGUAUCUCUGCCUCUUAUUCUCACAGCCUUGCUUGCUUGGAUUUCUUUAAUUUUCUAAUUAUAUAACCAACUAGAUUUUAGUGUUGUUACCCCAAUCGGUUAGCCGAAUGGUGGGCACUCAGUGUUGAGUUAUGACUCAUAACGUAAAACUUAAGACCGGAAGAUGAGCACUGCAGGAUCAGGCCAGUGGCCCAUCUAGUCC